AUGACUAAAAGCUGUUCUCUGGCAAAGAGGAGAAAGAUACAAGAAAUGGAACUGGGAGCAUCAGUGAACAAAAGAAAAUCCCUUCUGAUGAAACCACGUCACUACAGUCCCAGCAAGGACUGUGAAGAAGAAAGUAAAGAUGGUAAAGACUGUGAUGAGAUUAUGGCAAAGGCAGAUAAUAUGGAAAACCACCGGCAUUUGUUAGAAAACAGAAUUCUGUAUUCAACACACGAAGACUCUCAAAUGGACCUACCAGCGAAAGACACUAACAAUAAUAGUGAUGAUUUCAACAGCUAUCAGGAGCUGGUAGCUAAAUCACUUCAAGAUCUGGGAAAAAUAGCUGAAGAUGCGGGAAUACAGAGGUGUAUUGAAAACAAUUUAAAUGACAGUGGGGUACAAUCUUUGGAGGGAGAAAGUGAUGGAGAUGAAAGAAAUACUUCUGAAAUCCCAACUAAAGAUAAGGCAAGUGUAUGUGAGAAAGAAAUAGUACCACACUAUUCCUAUGCAGAAAAUACUCAAGUUCCUUCCGAGAAUAUUUACGACAACUGUGACCAACCCCAAGAUUUAUCCAAACCAUCUAACAAGAAUGAAUUAAAGCCCCUCGCAGUUCAGGUGUAUGGCCUGGGCAGUAAACCUAAAGACAUUUUAAGGGCAAAAUGCAAGGAAUCUGAGAUAACAGAAAUUGUUUCACAGGAGCCAACCUAUCAGAGCAGAGUGAACAAUAUUGGUGAAGCACCAGAUUCAAAGCCAGGCCUUCCUGUAGGUGACAUGCAGUCUCCAAUGACUGAUGAUGACUGUACUUCUCAGCUAUCCACAACUACAGAGGAUUCAGAAGACUUUAGCACUGCAAAGGGGAACCUAAGUCUCCUGGAACAGGCUAUAGCUCUACAGGCAGAGCGGGGUUACAUCAUAAAGGAAACACACAAGGAAAAUGAAAAGAUUUUACUGGAGAAGUUAACAGCAGGAAGGCAACUUUGCAAGACUAUUGACAUUGGCUUCCGGAAAAGUUUCUCCAGCAGAGAUUCUAUAAGAUCUGACAAAAAAGAGUCCAAAUGUCCAACUCCAGGGUGUGAUGGCAGUGGUCACAUCACAGGACUGUAUCCACACCACCGCAGCUUCUCAGGAUGCCCACAUAAAAUGAGGGUGCCCCCAGACAUUCUUGCCAUGCAUGAGAAUGUUCUCAGGUGCCCAACCCCAGGCUGCACAGGAAGAGGCCAUGUGAACAGCAACCGCAAUUCACACCGAAGUCUCUCAGGUUGCCCUAUUGCUGCAGCAGAGAAACUGGCCAAAUCACAGGACAAACAGAAUGAUCUUACAAGGAUUGGAGAAAUCUCAGACCAAAUGUUCAGGCCUAUGUGUCUGGUGAAACAAAUGGAGAUUACACAAUUGAGCUAUGCAUCCUCUCAGCCAAUCAGCACAUGCCAUACCAACAUAUCUAAAGAGCUAGACAAAUACACCAAGGCUCCGUUUGAUUAUGCCAGCUUCGAUGCACAAGUAUUUGGAAAACACACUGUAACAUCAAAAGUGCAAGAAUGGGAAGCUGUUCAAUUUUGUGAAGCUAAACAGUUUACAAGUCCAGUGACUUCUUCCAGCCGACUGCCUAGAGCCUCUGUUCAAAGUCCAUGCCAUUCCAGUAUCUACACUUAUACUCACGAUACUGAAGCCACUCAUAUAGCAGCUGCAGCUAUCCUCAACCUAUCCACUCGCUGCAGAGAAAUGCCGCAGAACCUCUCCACAAAGCCUCAGGAUUUGUCGGCUAAGAACACAGACAUAGAAGUGGAUGAAAAUGGAACUCUCGACCUAAGCCUGAACAAAAAUAGAAACCGGGACAAGGUCACCACUUGCAGCUCUGCAGUAACCACACCAGAAUCUCCCCCACCGUACCUAAACAGUAUCUUGAUAACUCCUCAGUACUACCAAGCACUGUGCGAACAAGAAGGAUGGGAUGCACCUGUUAACUACACUAAAGCACAAAUACAAAAGGAUGAGGAUAAAGAGAAAGAAGACAUUGGUCCAGAGGAAGAGAGGAGAUAUCCUGGGGAGGUCACGAUCCCUAGUCCUCAGUCCAAAGUUCCAAACAAAGACUCAAAGAAGGAGCUAAUUACUUGCCCUACACCAGGAUGUGAUGGUAGUGGCCACGUAACUGGAAAUUAUGCAUCACAUCGCAGUGUAUCUGGUUGUCCUUUGGCAGACAAAAGUCUCAAGAGUUUAAUGGCAGCAAGCUCCCAGGAACUGAAGUGUCCAACGCCUGGUUGUGAUGGCUCUGGGCAUGUGACUGGAAACUAUGCUUCACACAGAAGCCUUUCCGGAUGCCCAAGAGCUAAGAAAGGUGGAAUUAAGCUAACACCCAGCAAUGAUGACAAGGAAGACUCAGAGUUAGUGAGGUGUCCAGUGAUAGGUUGUGAUGGGCAGGGUCACAUAUCUGGCAAAUACUCAUCACAUCGGAGUGCAUCAGGGUGCCCCUUAGCUGCAAAAAGACAAAAGGAGGCUUCAUUGAAUGGACCCCAGUUUCCAUGGAAAUCUGGCAAAGCGGAAGGUACAACGUGCCCCACACCUGGCUGUGAUGGAUCCGGUCACAUUAAUGGCAGUUUUGUCACCCACAGAAGUUUGUCAGGUUGCCCCCGAGCUUCCCUAGCACUAAAGAGAAGCAAACUCUCGUGUGAUGAAAUGAUGACCAUCAAGCUCAGGGCAAGUAGCGGAGCUGAAAACAAUGAGGAGAUCAAUCAUUUGGAUGAUGAAAUUAAGGAGCUGAAUGAAUCAAAUUUAAAAAUGGAAGCAGAUAUGAUAAAACUUCAGACACAGAUUACUUCCAUGGAGAGCAAUUUGAAAACAAUUGAGGAGGAGAAUAAACUAAUUGAGCAGCACAAUGAGAGUUUGUUAAAGGAAUUAGCUGGUCUGAGUCAGGCCCUUAUUAACAGCCUCGCUGACAUCCAACUCCCACAAAUGGAACCAAUCAGCGAACAGAAUUUUGAUUUGUAUGUGAACACUCUGACUGACAUGUACAGCAGCUUGGAAAGGAAUUACACUCCUGAAAGCAAAGCCCUUCUGGAGAGCAUAAAACAAGCAGUGAAGGGUAUCCAGGUGUGAAACUUGUC
Hypanus sabinus (Atlantic stingray) is the source of this 3095-nucleotide messenger RNA. It is a transcript of the gene st18, whose product is annotated as ST18 C2H2C-type zinc finger transcription factor. The transcript has 19 exons. Gene Ontology annotation, biological process: regulation of transcription by RNA polymerase II. Gene Ontology annotation, cellular component: nucleus. Lineage: Eukaryota; Metazoa; Chordata; Chondrichthyes; Myliobatiformes; Dasyatidae. The coding region runs from base 1 to 3087 and encodes 1028 amino acids. Gene Ontology annotation, molecular function: zinc ion binding; RNA polymerase II cis-regulatory region sequence-specific DNA binding; DNA-binding transcription factor activity, RNA polymerase II-specific. The record is from RefSeq and is a predicted model, not a curated record.